AUGUCAAUAAGUUCAAUUGAAGAUUUAUCUAAUGAAUUGUUUUAUGAAAUAUUCGAAUAUCUUGAUGCUUGUAAAAUCUAUUAUGCUUUUUCAAAUCUUAAUUAUCGUUUUCAAAAAUUAAUUAAUUCUUCAUCACUUCUAUUAAAACUAAAACUUGAUGAUUCAAAAUCAGAAAAAAUAUUUAUGAAUAAUUACCAACAAAUUUUACAUCUCAACAAAGGUCAAAUAUUUUCAAUUCAUUUAUGGACAUCAGAAAAUACUAAUCAAAUUAUCUCAACAGUUACUAUUGAUUCAUCAUUUAAUUGUCUUGAAUCUCUUGUUUUUUAUGGAAUUAAAUCAGAUGUAUUAAUUUCACUUCUUCCAACAUUAACUUGUUUAUCUCGUCUUUUCUUAUUAACAAUCGAAAUAUGGUCUAAUAUAAAAGAUCUUGGUAAUAUCUAUCGAUUAAUUUUCAACUUACCAAAAUUAAAAUAUAUAAACUUUAGAGCAAUGGAAUCCAGUGAUGAUAUAACUAUUUCAUUACCAAUUGUUAUUAAUGAACAAAUAAGUUCUAUCGAACAUCUUAUUAUGGAACAUCCUUGUGCUUUCGAUGAACUUUCUGCUAUAACAUCUUAUACUCCUAAUCUUCAUCAUUUAAAAUUUUUAAGUCUUACAAAUCGAAAAGUAAAUAUUAAAAGUAUUAAACCAAUGAUAUUACCAAAUUUAAUACAUCUUUCUAUUCAUAUAUAUAGAAAAAUGUCAUUUAAUGUAUUUGAAAUAUUCAUUAGUAAAUUAAAUUCAAAAAUAAAAGUUUUAUCAUUGACAACAAUAUUUGAAGAUAUUGCUUAUCUUGAUGCUAAUCGAUGGGAAAAUUUUAUUUUAACAAAAUUACCUCAAUUAGAAAAAUUUUAUUUUAAAUAUAGUGCAUAUUUUGAAGAAAAUUAUCAAACUCCAAUGUAUUUUGGACAACGUGAUCAAUUUGUUUCAUCAUUUUGGCUUCAACGAGGAUGGAUAUUAGAAAUUGAAGUUGAAGAUGAAAAUAUCAUUUAUUCAAUCCGUCCAUAUCAAAAAAGAUGGUAUGAAUAUGAUACAGAACAUAACAUGAUUAAUUCUUCUGAUCAAUUAUCUAAAUCUAUUCGACUUAGUCUAGAUGAAGUAUGUCCUGAACGAUGGACGAAGACAAUGUUCAUACAUGAUUAUAUUAAUCAUGUUUUAACUCUAACACAAAUUUAUCAUUUAGAAAUUCAUAAAAAAAUCUUUACCGAUAAAUUAAUGGAAAUUUUACGUUUAUUACCUGGAGUUACUACAUUAAAAAUUUAUUCUUUAUCAGUUUUACAACAAGGAAAUUUAUCAGAUGAUGAAAUUGAAUUUCUUUAUAUUCUAUUACCUAAAAAUCAAAUUAAAAAAAUUUGUUUUGAUAAUAUGAAAGACAUGAAUGAAGUUUAUAUGUUAACUUUAAUUUGUUCUCGUAUUAAUCAUCUUCAAAUCAAAUGUAUUAAUUAUAUGUAUGCUCAAUUAUUAACAAAACUUAUUUUGACAGAAAUUAAGAAUGUAUCCAAUUCUUUACUUCGAUUAUUAUGUUUUUCUAUUCCAGAAGCACAUGAUGAAAUGAUUGAAAAAUUAGAGAAAAUGAUUGGUGAUAAAAACUUACGUUUUGAUUUUACGAUUAAACACGUUAUGGAUAAAAUUUAUCUACAAUGGAAAUAA
This is a messenger RNA of Rotaria sp. Silwood1, 1686 nucleotides long. NCBI's taxonomy places the organism in Eukaryota, Metazoa, Rotifera, Eurotatoria, Philodinida, Philodinidae. The record is from the annotation of a GenBank genome assembly.